GGAGCCGCAAUCAAGGAUGUUGGAAGAGAGAAAGAGGGAAGUAGUGACACACUGGUGGACAGUAGCUUACAGUGUCGUUGCAUUUCGGACAUAUACACUCUGCUAAUGAAUAAAAACCCAGUUAGUUCUUCUUGGAGGAUCUACAAGGCAAACUUGGAGGAUGUAAUGAAGAAGAAGUGAUGUGGCACUUUUCUGAAGCACUCUGACAGGAUGGCAUCACAGGGGCAGGAGGAGCCUCCUCCAAACGGAGGUCAACCAGAUAGCCGACUUAAGAGCAAGAAGCCACCCAGCCUUGUAAUAGCCAUCCCACCGCCUGAGGAGAUGAUGUCCCACGACCCUGCAAAACAGCCACUACGCCCGUCCCUGAAAAAAAGUGCAAGUGGUCAAGCGACCGGUUCUGUGUCCGAGAGCUUCAGUGGAGCCAGAGAUGGAGCGGGAGAUGGAGGCUUCUCAUUCAGAGAAAGAAGGUCAAAGUUUGGAAGACAAACGUCGCUCUCACAAAGCAUCCGCAGGAACACAGCCCAGUGGUUUGGGGUUGGGGAAGACUGUGAGACCAAGCAGCAGGUAUGGCACAGGAAGAGCCUGCGCCACUGCAGCCAGCGCUACGGCAAGCUGAAGCCCCAGUAUAGAGAGCCUGAGACGGCUUCCAGCAUCGACCAAGGCCCGGAGUCACCAGCAACAAGCAGGAUGCCCAGGAUUGUCGACCCCUUGGCACGGGGCCGAGCCUUCCGUGUCCCAGAUGACGUGGACGGUCGCUCCCCCAGGACACCUCACACCGCUCAGGGGGGUCCCGUCACCCCAGGUGUCACCUCACUCAGCUCCUUCACCAGCCAGCGCUCUGGAUACAGCCGCUUCCCGAGGCGUAAGAGGGAGUCUGUGGCCCGCAUGAGCAUCAGAGCUGCAUCCAACCUGCUGAGGGGUCAGGGCUUGGCAGGCUCCCAGACAGGUCGCAGUUUCCCCAAGAGGAGCUUCAUCAGGCCCAGCUGGAUGGAUGAGGACACCGUGGACUCCGCAGACACGUCCGAGUCGGUCUUCUUCAGCAAGGUUGAUGCCCAUGAUGAGUUCUACUCUAUGGCUGAUGACGUAUUUGAGUCACCUCCCAUGUCUGCAGCGUUUGCUCCCAGUGAGCAGCCUGACCAGAAGUUCGAAGGCCUCCCCAGUAAGGGCAUAUCUCAAACGCCCAGGACACCAGUAGCCCCUGAAAAGAUCCGUCCUCGUCGGGGUGGCCGCAUCGCCUCCCAAGUUAAGCACUUUGCAUUUGACAAACACAAACGUCAGUACGGCAUGGGCGUCGUGGGGAAGUGGCUGAACCGGAACUACCGUCGCAGCCUCAGCAGCAACAUCCAGAAACAGCUGGACGACUUCCACAGCCACAGGCCCUACUUUUCCUACUGGAUCACAUUUGUCCAUAUAGUGAUCACUUUGCUGGCCUGUUGUACAUACGGUUUUGCCCCUGUGGGGUUUGCACAACAUUCUACGUCUGAGCUGGUGCUGAAGAACAAAGGCAUUUACGAGAGUGUCAAGUAUAUCCAACAGGAAAACUUCUGGAUUGGUCCAAGCUCUGACGACCUGAUCCACCUGGGGGCCAAGUUCUCGCCGUGCAUCCGUCAGGACUCACAGAUAGUUAGCCUGAUCAAGAGGGCCAAAGAUAUGGAGAGAGAGUCUGGCUGCUGCGUUCAGAAUGACAACGCGGGAUGCGUGCAGACCCUCAGCUCCGACUGCUCUGAAACGCUGGCCACCUUUAUUAAAUGGGACAAUGAGCCGGUGGACAUCCGCAGGUCCUCUGGUUCUGUCUGUCACCAGGAUCCCAGAGUGUGUGAAGAGCCUGCCUCUGCAGAGCCUCAUACAUGGCCAGAUGACAUCACCAAGUGGCCGGUGUGUACUUUUCCCAAGCUGUGGAACCACACAGGCUACAAACACAUGGACUGUAACAUCAAGGGACGGCCUUGCUGCAUAGGAACUAAGGGCAGAUGUGAGAUCACGACCAGAGAAUAUUGCACUUUCAUGCAUGGCUACUUCCACGAGGAGGCCACACUCUGCUCUCAGAUUCACUGUCUGGAUGAUGUAUGCGGCUUGUUGCCCUUCCUCAACCCUGACGUUCCUGAUCAGUUCUACCGUCUCUGGCUCUCUCUCUUCCUCCAUGCUGGGCUGUUACACUGCGUGGUGUCAGUGGUGUUUCAGAUGACCAUACUGAGAGACCUGGAGAAGCUGGCAGGUUGGGUCCGUAUCUCCAUCAUUUAUAUCCUCAGUGGUAUCACAGGAAACCUCGCCUCUGCACUGUUCCUGCCCUACAGAGCUGAGGUGGGUCCAGCAGGGUCCCAGUUUGGACUCCUUGCUUGCCUCUUCGUCGAGCUGUUUCAAGGUUGGCAGAUGCUGGAGAAGCCAUGGAAGGCCUUCCUCAAGCUGCUGGGCAUUGUCCUCUUCCUCUUUCUGUGCGGCCUCCUGCCGUGGAUCGACAACAUCGCGCACAUCUUUGGUUUUCUCAGCGGCAUGCUGUUGUCCUUCGCCUUCUUGCCCUACGUCACCUUCGGGACAUUUGACAAGUACCGGAAACGUAUCCUGAUUGCUGUCUCAAUGUUGGCCUACAUCGGGCUUUUCUCUUCCCUCAUCGUUUGGUUUUAUAUUUACCCGAUUAACUGGCACUGGCUGGAGCAUCUCACCUGCUUGCCCUUCACGAGCAAGUUCUGUGAAAAGUACGACAUAGACCAUGACAUUAACGAUGUGGUGCACUAGUCUCCAGGCUGCUGAUGACGUGGCUGUGCUACUGAUCCACUGUCUUCUAGCCAAUGACCGGGUCAGCUGUUUCCAGGUCAGCUCAGUGGCCUUUAAGAAUGUGGUAAUUAUGUUUAUUAUUCGAUCACCAAGGGAAGGAAGGACCUGAUCAUAGCCAAUGUGAAUGGAACUGACUCAGUCUUUUCCCCUCAGCCUGCUGACUUGCUCACUGUACUGUAGAACUUCACUCAACCUUUGUAAUCCUCAGUCAGGCCUGGCACUACCUAGCAUGUUAAUUUGCUAAUAGGCUAGCAGAUCCUCGGAAUGAGAGGACAGGAAAAGACACUCAGGACGACGAAACUACACAAAGCUGGGUGAACCCAAAGGAAACAAUCUACAGAGCGAGACACUGUCUGGUUGCCUCAGUUCACAGUGUAAAGAAGCCAAAUGAACCCUACUGGCCCUUCUAUCACUUUUCCCUUUAUGGACCGACAACCAGCCGAGAUGAAAAGGAAGACUGAUGCCAUGGCGGGUCAUCAGGUAUCUUGUGGCCCAGUGAACUGAGAUACAUCAAAUGCCUCCUGUCAGUAAUUCAUGUUUUCAGUAACACUGGGUUUAACACUACAAACGCUGUCUUUCACUUCUGCUGCUUCUGUAUGUUCAAACAGUUGUGAAGUACUUUAAGAGUUAAAAACUGUUUUGUAUCUUCCCUCUUUUGUAUGUAUGCACUUGGCAUGUCUUUGGAGCAGUGAAAUGUUAUGCUAAAGGUAACAAGGUGUUGCAAGUAUUAACUGUGCAGCUGGAAUAGUUCAAAAUAUCAGUGGUCAACUAAGGUAAGAUUUCUAUCUAGAACCACUAGUUGCCUUAAACAGAUUAUGCCAUUUUACAGAGAUGCCUCAUUUUACUUUUGUAUACUGCUCGUGAUCAACUUCCUGAAUGCUGAUGAACACAUUUCUGACCCGAAACCUACCAAAGCAACGACACAUGCUGCUUAUAUAUGCAUGAUCAUCUUUAAAAUCCCUUUGUUUUCUGUACGUCACUGCCACAAACACAUGUUCUCAGUCAAGCUCUGCGUAUAAUAUCUCAUAUUUUUCCGCCAACACGGUGGUGCCUCAACCAUUUUUGUAUAUUUACUCUGAAAACAAUAAUGAAAAUGAUUUUUAUUCCAGGAGUGAUUAUCUACACAGGCAUUUUUUGUUACAUCAAAGUAAGUUUUGUACUGUAUUUUCUGACUCUGUGAAAGCAGCCAUAGGAUCACAAGAUGUCGUUUAUGUUUCACCUGAGCCUUAAUAUGCUUGUGAAAUAUAACGUAAGGCUUUGUUUCAUCAUACACUUAUUGACAGUUUAAGAAAAAUGAUUUUAAACUGUAGUGUUGCCGCAGUCAUAGGAUUUUCCUCAGACACAUUCAGACCAAACCUGGACAAAGUCUUGCCGUCUACGUAUACGCUUUUUCCACUUUUCUUUUUGUCUCAACGCUAGCAGCUGACCCAUGUGAAAACUUUAGAACCAGUUUGAUAUAAGACAAACACAUGAUCGGACCAGUAAACUGAAUUUCACCAGGUGUCGCACUUGAAACAUAACAACACUGUGUCCCAGCAUAAAACUAGUGUCUGACUACCAUGUAGCAUCUCGUAACAUCGGAGCUGUAGGUCUAAACUGAAAGCAUUAAGUAUGCACACCUGUUUCGUCAUGUAAGCAAACAGUGUAGCUAUCAGCUGUAUGCUCGAGAUCUGAAAACGUAACCACACAUAAUGAUAAAUACUGGUUCAGCCAGGUGGUAUAAAAUCAAACUGGUUUAAGAUCUUACACCACACCGGACAAACAAACCGGAUAUUGACCCAAUUCUUGUGAUAAGUGUAUUUCGGAUGUUUCAACACCGAAAGUGUGAAAGACUUCCUCCAUGGGUUCCUGCCAUUGUCUUGGAUUUGGUUUGUUGUUGUGAUUCUGGCGUGUUGACCCCAGCUGUAGGAAAGCCCCCGUAAUGCUUGUUGUGUGCAGGAUUAUGUGAGUUACUAAGUGAGUUAUGAGAUUACGCGAGUUUGUCUGUGGGGCUGACUCACUGAUCAUCUGGUGUUGUUGAGAACACAAGUUGUUAAAUGCAGAAUGGGCUGUAUGUUGGACAGUUCAAAUGUUUAAAUCAGUUUCACCACCACUGUAUUUAGAUUGUAAAUGCCACUCACUGAAAACAUAGGACACCCACUUUAUUUUAGGAAACCUCUUUACUGUGCCUUUUGACAUGUGAGUUUGAUCUGCACCAACCCGCGUCUUCAGUUCUGACUGUAUGCAGCAGUUACACUGCCGUGUUUGCAUUGGGACCAAAUAAUCUCACCCUUUUCUAUUUAUUGGAAUAAAAAGGGAAAGUUUCAAAUGAAUUUCGGGUCAUGUUCAAGGUACUGUUCUGUUUUGCUUCAGUUUUAUAUGUGAAAAUCUCUGUGUUUUAACACAGUCAUGUCAAAAUAAAUGCCACUCUAGUAAUAAUAA
Molecule: messenger RNA, 5193 nt
Organism: Epinephelus moara (kelp grouper)
Lineage: Eukaryota; Metazoa; Chordata; Actinopteri; Perciformes; Serranidae
Product: inactive rhomboid protein 2-like
Exons: 19
Coding region: 211-2733 (840 amino acids)
Biological process (GO): regulation of protein secretion; regulation of epidermal growth factor receptor signaling pathway
Cellular component (GO): endoplasmic reticulum membrane
Molecular function (GO): serine-type endopeptidase activity
Source: RefSeq, a predicted model, not a curated record